Peromyscus maniculatus bairdii (prairie deer mouse) is the source of this 1109-nucleotide messenger RNA. RefSeq names its product T-cell immunoglobulin and mucin domain-containing protein 4. Gene Ontology annotation, molecular function: phosphatidylserine binding. The record is from RefSeq and is a predicted model, not a curated record. Gene Ontology annotation, biological process: cytoskeletal rearrangement involved in phagocytosis, engulfment; apoptotic cell clearance. Lineage: Eukaryota; Metazoa; Chordata; Mammalia; Rodentia; Cricetidae.
GGUUUUGACAGACACACAGACGCCUGUCAAAAUGUCCAAGGAGCUUCUCCUUCUCUGGCUGGUGACAGAGCUCUGGUGGCUUUAUCUGACACCAGCUGCCUCAGAGGAUACAGUAAUAGGGUUUUUGGGCCAGUCGGUGACUUUGCCUUGUCAGCACUCAUCCUGGUCCAGGAACCGCAACAGCAUGUGCUGGGGCAAAGGUGCAUGUCCCAAUUCCAAGUGCAACCAGGAGCUUCUCCACACAGAUGGAACAAAAGUCGUCUCCAGGAAGUCAUUCAAAUACACACUUCAGGGGAGUAUCUGGUGGGGCGAUGUGUCCUUGACCAUCUCAAACACCAAUCAAGAGGACAGUGGGGUGUACUGCUGCCGUAUAGAGGUGCCUGGCUGGUUCAAUGAUGUCAAGAAGACUGUGCGCCUGGAGCUGAGGAGAGCCCCAACAACCCCCAAACCAACAACCACCACAAGACCAACAACCACCACAAGACCAACAACCACCAUUCGGCCAACCACCACUCCUUACUUGACUACCACAGAAGAGCUUCCAACAACAGUCAUGACCACUCCUGACCUCACAACUGCAACACCACCCCAACCACUGGCCACCAUUGUCCUCACUACAGCAGUAACCACAUGCCCCUCAACAACACCCAGCUCCUUCUCACAGGAAACCACAAGUGUUUCAAACACUGAGAUCUUCACCAAGGGGUCUGCCAUCACUGCAGAAUCAGAAACUCUUUCUUCAUCCAAGCACUCUCAAAGAAGCAUGGUGACCAUGCCUGCAGACACAGCCUUACUCAUACCUCAAACUCACAGAAAACGGAGCAACAGACAGACCAACAUCUUGAUCAUUGCUUGCUGUGUGGGGUUUGUGCUGAUGGUGUCAAUAUUUCUGGCAUUUCUCCUUCGAGGGAGAGUCACAGCAGCCAAUUGUUUGCGGAGACACAAGAGGCCAGACAACAUUGAAGAUCGUAAAAGUGUCCUCAAUGACAUGUCACAUGCACAGGAUGAUGAAGACGGAAUCUUUACUCUCUAACUUGUCACCUUUUCGUAGAAUUAAGCAUGGGGGAUGAUGUUUGAAUUGUGUAAUUAUAAUUUUGGGGACAUUGCAA